Drosophila willistoni is the source of this 2648-nucleotide messenger RNA. RefSeq names its product probable Xaa-Pro aminopeptidase P. The transcript is spliced from 8 exons. The record is from RefSeq and is a predicted model, not a curated record. Gene Ontology annotation, molecular function: metalloaminopeptidase activity. Bases 184 to 2295 code for a protein of 703 amino acids. Lineage: Eukaryota; Metazoa; Arthropoda; Insecta; Diptera; Drosophilidae.
CUGUAGACGCGUGCGGUUCGCUUUGAAUGUUCCAGUUCGGUUCUGUUUUCACUCACUCAUCGUCGUGCCAAAGAGUGCUGAAGAGUGCAAGAACAGAAAAAUAAACAAUUCCAUCCGAUUCUAUCGGGCCCAAAGAGAGGAGUGGAUACUGUAGUGUUGGAAUUUUAAGUGCAUAUACAAACAAUGACGACAGCCAAAUGGAUUUGGCGCUUGGCGCUAAACAUCAUCUUGUUGGCAUUAUGCGGGGUCCACGCCGAGAAGCCCAGCGGGUAUUAUCGACAAGUUUGUGAAUCCCGCAAAGGAAAACUGAUUCAGCCAAACAGCGCGUAUCGAAGCCGCUUACUGGCACUGCGCGAACAAAUGCAAAUUCGAGCCUCACUUGUGGGUCCCGAAAUCUAUGGCUACAUAUUGCCCUCGACGGAUGACCAUCUCAACCAGGAGGUGGCUGCCCGCGAUCAGCGUUUGCGGUAUCUCAGUGGAUAUACGGGAGUGCGAGCUUUUGCGGCGAUCACUCAUCGGGGGGCAGCUAUUUGGUUGGAGAACCGUUAUGCCCAGCAGGCAGAUGGCGAACUCGAUUGCGACUGGGAGAUAUAUUUGGCAAAUAGCACGGUCAGCAUAGCCGACUGGCUCGGCAGUCAGCUGCACCUGGACAAGCGGGUUGGUGCUGAUCCGCAGCUUGUUGCGCACCAUUUGUGGGUGACCUGGGAACGCGAGCUCGAGGAUAGAUUCUUAAAGCUCGUUAAAGUCAACAACAAUUUGGUGGAUCUGAUAUGGGGUGUGGAUCGCCCCGCGCCACCCAAGAAUCAUGUAAUCCAGGUGCAAGUGCAAGACUUUGCUGGUGAGCAUUGGCAAGAUAAGGUGAAGGAGCUGCGUAGACGGCUGGCGCAUCUGGGCUGCGAUGCCAUGGUGGUCACAUCUCUAACGGAGAUUUCAUAUCUCUUAAACAUACGCGGUACAGACAUACCCUAUACGCCCGUGGUGAAGUCGUAUGCCAUCGUGACUCCGAAUGAUAUUUUCUUUUAUGUGGAUCAUGACAAGAUUAGCCUGGGCAUUGACUUACAUUUACGCACGGAUUGCUUCAAUGAGGAUUGCGUCAAGAUAAAGGAGUACCAUCAAAUCUGGAGCGAUAUUCGCACUUAUGUUCAAAAAUGGAAACGUGUGCUCGUACCAGCUCCUUGUGUCCAAGAGCUGGGAGCCACCGAAGCCAUUCACGUUGCUGUGGGAGAUACAAUUGUGGAGCACAUCUCUCCUAUCAUAUUUAUGCGCGCCCAAAAGAACUCCGAUGAGCAGGCUGGCAUGAGGAGGGCACACGUUAAGGAUGGGGCAGCCAUUUGCGAGGCCAUGAGUAACCUGGAGACCAGAUUCAACACGGAACAGUGGACCGAGGAGAAAAUCAAAUACGAAAUCGAGCUGUGGCGACUUUCUCAAAAGCAUGCCAAAGGACUAUCGCUACGCACUGUGGUCGCUUAUGGCGAGCACUCGGCUCUGCCCUAUUAUAUAUCCAGCAAUGUGACCAAUAUUGAGGUGUCGGACCAGAGUUUGUUGGUCAUUGAAUCGGGUGGCCAGUAUCUGGAGGGCACGACGGAUGUGUCACGCACGUUUAUCUUCGGCCAACCCACUAACGAGAUGAAGAAAGCCUACACAAAUGUACUGGCGGGCAUUUUGCAUUUGGCUCAACUGAAGUUUCCAGCCGACUUAAAACCCUCCGAGGUGGAUGCUCUCGUCCGCAGCAUGGUGUGGAAGGAUAUGACAGAUUAUCCACAGGCCACAGGACAUGGCAUUGGCGCCUAUGGCUCGGUGGAGGAACCUCCCAUCUCGGUGGCUUACGGAAAGAACAGCAGUUUCCACUUUAAGCGCGGUUACUUCUUCUCGAGUGAGUCCGGCUAUUACAAACGCGAUGACUUUGGCGUGCGCUUGAAGAACGUUCUUGAGGCGAUCGAUACGGGGCACACACAUCCCAGUGGGGCUCACUUUCUAGCAUUCCAAGAUGUCACGUUAGUGCCAUAUGAGCCUAAACUGAUAGACAGCACACUUCUAAGUGCUGUAGAGAAGCGUCUGCUGAACGACUAUAAUGCUAAGAUUAGAAAUGAGGUCGGCGACGAACUGAAGCGGUUGGGUAACAUGAAAGCCUUCUACUGGAUGAUGAACAAGACGCGACACAUACGGGAAUAUUUGCCGGAGGAUGAGUAUCGUGCAGCCACUGGAGGAGCAAGCCACAGGACACAAAGCUAUCAAAACUAUGCCCUAACGAUUAUUACUUCUAUGCCAGUCAUCUGGAUUGUGUCCAGAUCAUAAAUUUAAUUCAGGUGUGUGUGUGUGUAAGUGUGUAGGUGCGUGUGUGUGUCUGUGUAUGUUACUGUAGUUUUAGUUAGUUAUGCAAGUUUAAUAUUACUACAACUAAAAUAAAUCGACGAGGGCUAACAUCCAACUAGAACUUUCUUACCAAAAUUCAACCACUGCUGUAUAGUAGACAUACUUAAUCCCACACGAAAAUCCGAAUCGAGAUACGUAAUUUCAAAAUGUAUAAAACUAAUUAUAAUCAACCAAAAAUAUGUUAUUAUUAAUACCUAUAAUAUCUCUUUAUGUUUAAGCGAUAACCCUGUAUAUUUUUUUAUCUAAAUGUGAUUAAAUAUGAAACUGUCAAAAUU